Lactuca virosa is the source of this 1218-nucleotide messenger RNA. The record is from the annotation of a GenBank genome assembly. Lineage: Eukaryota; Viridiplantae; Streptophyta; Magnoliopsida; Asterales; Asteraceae.
AGCUAGGAUUUCUCAGUUCAUCAAAAUAGUCUACUCCUCUCGCGUUUUUCAAUCUUUGCUUCAAAUCUGUCAAGUUUGAAGUUGAAGCACCAACACACUCUCUUCUCAGUUCUCUCUUCGCAUUUUUUUAUAUGCAAUCACUGAAAAGGUUUCGGGUUUAUCAUAUUUCUUUCUCGAAUAAUGUAAUCCUGGGAUCAGAUUUCUAGAUUGCUGGUCUCGCCCUUUUCUCUUGAUCUAAGAUACGUACUACUCCGACAUCUUUACUUAUUUGAUUUGCGUGUUCGUAUCCGAAGAAAAAUUAUUUAAUCGCAUGAAAUUACUGCAAUUGUGAGUUGGAUGGCUCAAUUAUCUGAACCCGAACGGUCUCCCAAUGUUCAACAAAGGGGUUUUCGACUUCAAGCUCCACUGGUAGAGUCUGUUUCAUGCUACUGUAGAGUCGAUGCAGGCUUAAAAACAGUAGCAGGUGCCAGAAAAUUUGUCCCCGGAUCAAAACUCUGCAUCCAACCCGACAUCAACCCACGAGCACACAAGUCCAAAAACAGUCGCAGGGAAAGAACCAGGGUCCAACCCCCUCUCCUCCCUGGUCUCCCAGACGACCUAGCCAUCGCGUGCCUAAUCCGGGUCCCACGAGCCGAACACAACAAGCUCCGAUUAGUCUGCAAAAGAUGGUUCAGACUCCUCUCAGGUAACUACUUCUAUUCCCUUAGAAAAAGCUUAGGAAUGGCAGAAGAAUGGGUGUAUGUGUUCAAAAGAGAUCGUGAUGGGCGUAUUUCUUGGCAUGCAUUCGACCCCACCUACCAACUAUGGCAGCCCCUGCCACCUGUCCCGGUGGAAUACGGGUCGGCCCUCGGGUUCGGUUGUGCGGUUCUUAGCGGGUGUCAUCUUUAUCUCUUUGGUGGUAAAGACCCGAUUAAGGGUUCCAUGAGACGUGUUGUUUUCUAUAGUGCAAGAACAAAUAAAUGGCAUAGAGCUCCUGAUAUGCUUAGAAAAAGGCAGUUUUUUGGAGCUUGUGUGAUAAACAACUGUCUUUAUGUAGCGGGUGGUGAAUGUGAGGGGAUUCAUAGGACGCUUAGGUCAGCAGAAGUUUAUGAUCCGAAUAAACACAGAUGGAACUUUAUAUCGGAUAUGAGCACUGCUAUGGUGCCAUUUAUAGGUGUGGUUCAUAAUGGGAAGUGGUUCUUGAAGGGGAUCGGGGGCCCACCGGGAGGUUUUGAGUGA